UGGCUAAAUACGAAUAAUAACAACAGAGUGUCAAUUGGGACGCGCUGAUGAAGAAAUUUCCAAAUUUACGCACAAAUAAUUGUUUAUAAUGUCUUCGCAAUGCCGGUUGUGUGGGGAUACCAUAUAUACCAAAGGCGCGCUUAAUAUUUUCAAUGGGUCCAAGCAAAUUAUCGUGCAAAUCGCCUUGCUGACGGGCAUUUGGCUCAAGGAUCAGCCGAAUAUGCCCCGAAAAAUGUGUUCCUGUUGUCUUCUUAGUCUUAAAAGUGCCAUAGCCUUUAGGGAGGUCUGCAUUAAGACCAACAAACGACUAUCAAACACUGUGAAAUCGGUCAGAACUAAAGAGGAGGAGGAGGAGGAUCUCGAUGAUGUGAGUAAUCCGUUAGAAGUCAGGCACACGGUAUCUACGAUAAAGAAGGAUGUUAAAGAGGAAGAGGACGACGUAUAUAUGGAAGAGGAGUUCAUUGAGGACCUGGAGGAUGACCUCUAUGCUACGGAUAGUCAAGAAGACAACGAGGAGAAGCCAGAGGAAGAUGAUAAGAAGAUACUGAAAGAAGAGGAGGAGACACAGGAUGAGGAGGCACUGGAAGAUUUCGAGGACGAUGAGGAGUGGACACAGGGUGAUGAGGAGAACUCUGAUACCCAGGACGACAGUGGUGAUGAUUCAGAUACAGAAGCCACUAUCAAAUCUCUAGUAUCUGAAGUCGUGGGAGAAGAGCAUCACGAGGGGAUACCCAAUGGGCAUUCCUCAAACGCUCUUAAAAAGUCAAGAAACAACGAGAACUCCCCUUCAGAAAGAAAUCGAAAGAAGUACAAAAGCAGUAAAGUCUUUGUUUGUGAUCACUGCGGCCGGAAAUUUAACGACAAGGGUAAUCUCAACCUGCACGUGCUGCGACACACGGGCGUCAAGCCCUUCGAAUGCCCAGAGUGCGGUCAGAGGGAGUUCAACAAGUACAUACUAAACAUACACAUCCGGGUAAAGCACCGCGGAGAGAAGCCCUACGCCUGCAAAUACUGCAAUGCGCAAUUCGAGAGCAGUACCAAGCGAACUCGCCACGAAAGGAGGACUCACAUAGUGCAGCCUGUGAAGCAAAAACCCUUUAAGUGCUCCUCCUGCGACUUGCGUUUCGAGAUCAGGUCUCAAAGGACGAAACACGAGAAAAUUCAUUCUGGAAUACGAGAGUUUCAGUGUAAAGUAUGCAAAGUUGCCUUCACCCGCGCCUCCAACUUGAAGAUCCACUGCAAGUCAAAGCAACACCAAAGGAAAGAGUUGGAGUUCAAUAGCAGAUCCAAAAACAAGAUUUCAGUUAAAUGAGGUACUCUACAUUUGUUGACAAGUGUUAAAUCUGUCAAUGACCACGAAAGCUAAUGUAUUUUUUUCAACAGAACAACCACGGUUUGAAUAAAACCUGUUUUUAAUUCAAGUAAACUAA
This is a messenger RNA of Drosophila biarmipes, 1430 nucleotides long. Its product is annotated as zinc finger protein 568. The transcript is spliced from 4 exons. The record is from RefSeq and is a predicted model, not a curated record. NCBI's taxonomy places the organism in Eukaryota, Metazoa, Arthropoda, Insecta, Diptera, Drosophilidae. Gene Ontology annotation, cellular component: nucleus. Gene Ontology annotation, molecular function: DNA-binding transcription factor activity; zinc ion binding; RNA polymerase II cis-regulatory region sequence-specific DNA binding. Bases 89 to 1312 code for a protein of 407 amino acids. Gene Ontology annotation, biological process: regulation of transcription by RNA polymerase II.